GGAACAAACACAAACACAGCACAUUGAAACUUGCGAGUGGAAAUUGAGGGAAAGAAACGACCUCGUCAAGAAUAUGAAUAUGAAUAUGAUGACGUGACACAACACUCAUUGCCCCACCACACCCUUUUCCCAUUCCCAUUCUUCUGCAUCUCAUUACUCCCACUUCUUCCUCCUUAUAACCUCCAAACUUUCAUUUCCUUUUUCUUUCUUCUUUCCCUUUUUUUUUUUAAUAAACAUAUAAUAAUUUAAAAUAAUAGCCAUUUUUUCUUAGAGCUUAAUCUCUCCUCUCAAAUGGGCAUCUUUUUUUUUUUUUUUCUGCUGAUUUGUUUCGGGAAUCAUAUUUGAGUAUUUAAUAUUUUAUCAAGUAGGUUCGCUUUCUCUUUCUCUUUCUCAUUUUUCUUUUUCCUUUUUUUUCCCCGUUUUUUUAUUUUUGUUUUCCAUCUCUCUCCCUUCUCUGUAUAACGAUGGGGAAUGUGAAUGGGAGAGAUGAUGUGAACGGUACUCAAUCUGGGACUGAAGAAGAAGAAGAAGAAGAAGAAGGUUGUGACAGUGUGAGCGAUGGCAUGUCUGCACCUGAUGGGGUUGGGAACCCUGCACCUUCUGAGUUGAUGGGUCAAUCUCCUCCUGCUAGCCCUAGAGCAACCCAAUCUCCAUUAAUGUUCGCCCCUCAAGUCCCGGUGGUUCCACUACAAAGGCCUGAUGAGAUGCAUGUUCCAAGCCCUUCCUGGAUGCAAACUACUUCAGGGCAUGAGGAUAUGUACAGUGAACUAGGAAUUCCAACAAUGAUUACUUGGAGUUAUGAUGGGAAAGAAGUAGCUGCGGAGGGCUCAUGGGAUAAUUGGAAAACAAGAAUGCCCUUGCAGAGAUCAGGGAAGGACUUCACAAUAAUGAAGGUACUGCCAUCUGGUGUUUACCAGUUUAGAUUUAUUGUGGAUGGACAGUGGAGGUAUGCACCUGACUUGCCUUGGGCCCAAGAUGAUGCUGGGAAUGCUUACAACAUUCUGGACUUACAGGAUUAUGUUCCUGAAGACAUUGGAAGCAUUUCUAGUUUUGAACCUCCUAAAUCACCAGACUCUAGUUAUAACAACUUACAACUUAGUUCUGAAGAUUUUGCAAAGGAACCGCCGUUGGUUCCUCCAUUCUUGCAAAUGACACUUCUUAAUGUUCCUUCAACAAAUAUGGAAAUUCAACCUCUUAUAUCCAGACCUCAGCAUGUACUGCUCAAUCAUCUUUACAUGCAGAAAGGAAAGAGCAGCCCUUCAGUUGUUGCACUUGGUUCAACUCAUCGGUUCCUAGCCAAAUAUGUCACUGUUGUGCUGUACAAGUCUUUGCAGAGGUAAACAUAAAUGAAAUGGACUUUGUAGCCUUUAAAGCCUUUUAGUAGUUAAUAUAGCCUUUUAUUAGUAAACAUAAAUGUUAUAAGUAAGAAAUUCUAAGCUUCAUAAGGAUCACUACAUGAAAAUCAAGGUUGUGUCACAUAUAAUGCAAUUGCUCGAUGGUCAUUCAUCAUGCAAUUUAGUUCCCAAUUCUUACAUCAUUUGGUGAUGCUAUUCUCUAGGAAUUUUGAUUAAGCUACUUAAAUAAGAAGGGGAAAGAAAAAGGUAAUUU
Messenger RNA from Gastrolobium bilobum, 1608 nucleotides. RefSeq names its product SNF1-related protein kinase regulatory subunit beta-2-like. Gene Ontology annotation, molecular function: protein binding. Bases 465 to 1340 code for a protein of 291 amino acids. NCBI's taxonomy places the organism in Eukaryota, Viridiplantae, Streptophyta, Magnoliopsida, Fabales, Fabaceae. The record is from RefSeq and is a predicted model, not a curated record. The transcript is spliced from 4 exons.